AUGGACAUGUGGAUAGAUUAUGUAGAUAAGGCAUAUUAUGCCAACAUCCUCAAUGGACAGGUGGACCCUAAUGAUCCAUUUUUAACAUUUGGUUACAUGCCUACUACUCAAAAUGAAGGUGACAAUGAAGUGCCUCAAGUGACUCUUCUAAGUGGAUCAAUCACCAAGAAACAACAAAGAGCUAAGAAUUUUGUUGUUGAAGAAGAUAUGCUUCUUGUGUCUGCAUGGCUCAAUGUUAGUUUAGAUAGAGUGCAUGGCAACGAGCAAAAGAGUUCUACCUAUUAG
Messenger RNA from Prunus armeniaca (apricot), 285 nucleotides. Lineage: Eukaryota; Viridiplantae; Streptophyta; Magnoliopsida; Rosales; Rosaceae. The record is from the annotation of a GenBank genome assembly.